Molecule: messenger RNA, 3857 nt
Organism: Aethalodelphis obliquidens (Pacific white-sided dolphin)
Lineage: Eukaryota; Metazoa; Chordata; Mammalia; Artiodactyla; Delphinidae
Gene: CERCAM
Product: cerebral endothelial cell adhesion molecule
Exons: 13
Coding region: 1788-3341 (517 amino acids)
Source: RefSeq, a predicted model, not a curated record
CUGACCAGGGAUCGAACCAGGGUCCCCUGCAUUAGGAGCAUGGAGUCUUAACCACUGGACCACCAGGGAAGUCCCUGUAUUCACAUUUUAAGUUGGGGGAGGUUUAAGUCCUUUGGAAUGUUGAAGGAAGGAUCCAGAAGAGACGGAUGUUGGUGAUCCAGGAAGGGCAAGAGAAUGGCUUUUGGAGUCCAAGGAUGGUUCUGUUAUGAGGAAGAGGUGCCUCUUCCAUGGUAAUAGGCCGUGAGAGCACAGGCCAGCUUGGUCGCAGGGCGUGGAAGGUUUGGAGGCUGGAAAUAAGAGUUCUCAGGUGAUGGCUUCUCUUUUUCCAAAGAAGGCAGGAAGAUUUUCACUGGGGGAGAAGGAGUGGAGUGAGGGCUUCAGAAGACCUGGGCGUGUGAAAUGCCACAGAGGAGCAGGGGCAGCAGCACAGGGAAACUGGAUUGUUGGGCUCAGUGAAAGUCCAGUGGAGAGUGGAGAUCAGGAGUGUGCAGCAGUCUUAACAUGCCCCAAAGCAAGAUGGCUGUAGGGUUUUUUCAGGCAGGAAUGAUGGGAGAACCCUGGGGCAAGGGAGUCAGUGACAGGCUAGACCACUGGGUGGACUGGGGAGGGAGAGAGGUGAAGAUGGGAGGGGUCAGUGCAUUGGGAGGAGGACGACGACUGAGGUGAGAGAAGAAUCUGGAAGCCCCAUGACUAAUAGCAUGGGCAGAGGCUCUGGGAUGAUCCUGGGAUGGGUGAGGUGGGGGAUAUUGCUUUGGUAUCCCCAGGACUUCCCUGGCGGUCCAGUGGUUGAGCCUCCACGCUUCCACUUCAGGGGGCACGGGUUCAAUCCCUGGUCAGGGAACUAAGAUCCUGCAUGUUGCUCAGCAUGACAAAAAAAAAAAAAAAAAAAAGGGUAUCCCCUUUCUGGGGCUGGGAGUGCCUUCCAGCAGAGGCAGCCAUGCAAGGGAAGGGACUCAUUAUUUCCCCAGGAUGCUUCAGGGGGCCUCAGGCCUUCCAUUGCAGGGCACUGGCUGUGAAGCAGCCCCACCUGGAAGCUGUUGGAGGCAUUGGAGCUGGGCUGGAGACCAGGACUCUGGGGUCUGAUGCCUCCACAUGCUGCCCCAUCACCAGGCUGUUCCUUGCUGGGCCCCCACCCCUUUUCUUGCAGUGGCUUAGCCCCCCUCCCUGACCCUGGGAAGAACCUGAAGGGGGACCCAAAGGUGCCAUAGGAGAGUAGGUUCCCAUGGGUGAGGGGCUGAAUGGAAGGAGAGGCUGGCUUCUCCAGUUCUGUCUUCCAGCCCCAGGAACUCUUCCCGCCUGCCAGGCCCCAUGCAUAGAAUGAAGUGCAUUCACGCUCUCAAGGAAUCCUUGCAAACCCUCCGAGGUGGGUGCUGUUAGCAGCCCUUCUACCCAGGAGGCCCUGAGGCUCCGGGAAAGCGACCUGCCUCAGGUUGGUGGUAGAGAGGAGCUAGAACCCACCGCUGGUGCCUCCAGACCCCUCCCCUCCCCUGCCCUAAGAGAGUCUGGGGACCCUCUUCCAUCUCAGCAGGGGCCUUAGGACCCCGACUCUGACCAGACACAGGAGUCACACUGCUUUGGAGGGGGCUGGGUCACCGUGAGGGGCUGAGUGGUGCCCCAUGUUCUACACUCAAUCUAAGAGUAGGCCUUGCUCUCCUAAAGGGCCGGAGCAGUGCCAGUGCUGGCGACGGAGGCGAGGACGAUGACGCGCGGGGGACGUCAGGCUCGGACCGCGGCGGGAUGACGUCUGCAGGUGUGCCACAGACCACAACGUGGACAAUACCACAGAGAUGCUGCAGGAGUGGCUGGCUGCUGUGGGCGAUGACUAUGCUGCUGUGGUCUGGAGGCCUGAGGGGGAGCCCAGGUCCUACCCAGACGAAGAGGGCCCUAAGCACUGGACCAAAGAAAGGCACCAGUUUCUGAUGGAGCUGAAACAGGAAGCCCUGACCUUUGCCAGGGACUGGGGGGCUGACUAUAUCCUGUUUGCAGAUACGGACAACAUUCUGACCAACAACCAGACACUGCGGCUUCUGAUCGAGCAGGGGCUGCCCGUGGUGGCCCCGAUGCUGGACUCUCAGACCUACUACUCCAAUUUCUGGUGUGGGAUCACCCCUCAGGGCUACUACCGCCGCACAGCCGACUACUUCCCUACCAAGAACCGCCAGCGCCGGGGCUGCUUCCGUGUCCCCAUGGUCCACUCCACCUUCCUGGUAUCCCUGCGGGCGGAGGGGACAGAACAGCUGGGCUUCUACCCCCCUCACCCCAACUAUACCUGGCCCUUCGACGACAUCAUCAUCUUCGCCUACGCCUGUCAGGCUGCUGGGGUCUCGGCCCACGUGUGCAACGAGCACCGUUAUGGGUACAUGAACGUGCCUGUGAAAUCCCACCAGGGGCUGGAGGAUGAGAGAGUCAACUUCAUCCACCUGAUCUUGGAAGCGCUGGUGGAUGGGCCCCCCAUGUGGGCCUCAGCUCAUGUGUCCCGGCCCCCAAAGAGGCCCAGCAAGAUGGGGUUUGAUGAGGUGUUUGUCAUCAGCCUGGCCCGCCGGCCCAACCGCCGAGAGCGCAUGCUUAGUUCGCUCUGGGAGAUGGAGAUCUCUGGGCGUUUGGUGGAUGCCGUGGACGGCCGGACACUCAACAGCAGUGUCAUGAGGAGCCUCGGCGUGGACCUGCUUCCCGGCUACCAGGACCCCUACUCGGGCCGCACACUGACCAAGGGCGAGGUGGGCUGCUUCCUCAGCCACUACUCCAUCUGGGAGGAGGUGGUUGCCCGGGGCCUGGCCCAGGUCGUGGUGUUUGAGGACGACGUGCGUUUUGAAAGCAAUUUCAAGAUGCGGCUGGAGCGGCUGAUGAAGGAGGUGGAGGCGGAGAAACUUCCUUGGGACCUGAUCUACCUCGGCCGGAAGCAGGUGAACCCUGAGGAGGAGGCAGCCGUGGAGGGGCUGCCGCACCUGGUGGUAGCUGGCUACUCGUACUGGACACUGGCGUACGUCCUGAGCCUGGCUGGCGCCCGCAAGCUGCUAGCCUCCCAGCCCCUGCACCGAAUGCUGCCCGUGGAUGAGUUCCUGCCCAUCAUGUUUGACCAGCACCCCAAUGAGCAGUACAAGGCACACUUCUGGCCGCGGGACCUGCGGGCCUUCUCAGCCUGGCCCCUGCUCGCUGCUCCCACCCACUACGCGGGGGACGCUGAGUGGCUCAGCGACACAGAGACGUCCUCGCCCUGGGACGAUGACAGCGGCCGCCUCAUCAGCUGGAGUGGCUCUUAUAAGACCCUGCGGGACCCCCGCCUGGACCUGGCCGGCAGCAGUGGGCACAGCCUCCAUCCCCACCCCCAGGAUGAGCUCUAGGUCAGGCUGGUGACUCCAGAGAAGUACCAGGGAAUAGGCCAUAGCUGUCCAGGGAGCAGAGCAAGAGCCGCCACCAGGAACCAUAGACCCAGUAGAGACCUGGCUGCCACCUUGGGCAUGGCCACUCUGCCCUCUGGACUCGUCUUCCAUUGGGAGAAACCACUCAGAGACGGGUCCCCUUCCCCAAAGGUCACGUAGCACAAGGGCAGGGCUCGCAGGCCCUCUUACUUUGCCAGCCUGAUUCCGGGCCUGGGGUGGAGGGAAGAAGGGAGGGCCCCCAGCCUUCAGUUUCAAGCUGGGCGGACACAGGAGCCCUGCCCCCAGCUGAGGACCCAGCUGCUGGGGCCCCUCUGCCACCUUCUACCUCCACCUCAGUUCCCUAUCCAGCUUGACACAUGGGUCUCACCUGCCACCCUCUUCCCUGGCCAGUGGGAAGUGCAGGGAGGUGGGAGGAGGACCCAGCACACAGUAGGCCCUCAAUAAAAGCUGGCUGGUAUUGCACUUUAUACUUUUUAA